Messenger RNA from Ricinus communis (castor bean), 1113 nucleotides. Its product is annotated as CASP-like protein 4C1. The transcript has 3 exons. The record is from RefSeq and is a predicted model, not a curated record. Bases 291 to 869 code for a protein of 192 amino acids. NCBI's taxonomy places the organism in Eukaryota, Viridiplantae, Streptophyta, Magnoliopsida, Malpighiales, Euphorbiaceae.
CUGUUUAUUUAUUUAUUUAUUUCUAAAUCUUUUUACUCUCUGUCUCUCAAAAGCUCUUCUUCUCUACUCUAAAACCAGACACUUUCUGUUUUAUUUUUAUUUUUAUUUUUUUGGGUUUCUCUCCCUUUAUUAUUUCCUUCACAUUUCAUUUCUCUUUCUCAUGAAAAUCUUGCCACUCCAUCUCGUGACUCCAUAAUCGAGUCUUUGAUUUCAUUACUGUUAUCACUCCGCUCCCCUCUCAUGACUUCUCCACCUUCUCCCUUGUCUUUCAAUCAACAACUACUAUUACUAUGCGCUCUCCACAGUCCCUCCGUAACGGCGAAACUCCGUCGCCGUCACCUCGCCCUCCUCGGUUCCCAACUCCUCACUUCCACUCCACUGUUUCCCUUCAGAAACUGAAACGUUUCAACUUACUUAUUCUUGUUUUCCGUCUUUCUACGUUUUGCUUCUCUCUCGCCUCUUCUGUUUUCAUGCUCACUAACCCCACUUGGUACCAUUUCGACGCCUUCAGAUACGUUUUCGCUGCGAAUGCUAUCGUCGCUAUAUACUCUCUCUUCGAAAUGGCGGCUUCCGUUUGGGAAAUUUCUAGAGGCAACACUCUCUUCCCUGAAAUUCUACAAGUCUGGUUCGAUUUCGGUCAUGAUCAGGUGUUUGCAUACCUGCUAUUGUCGGCGGAUUCGGCGGCGACGGCGUUGGCGAAAACGUUGAAGGGCGGAGACACAUGUGCGGCUAGUAACGCGUUUUGUGUGCAAUCGUAUAUUGCUAUAGCUUUGGGAUUUGCUGGGUUUCUGUUUUUAGGGUUAUCGUCUUUGCUUUCGGGUUUUCGGGUUGUUUGUUUUUUAAUUAACGGCUCUCGGUUUUAUGUUUGAAAUUUCAUCAAAUUAGACAGAUUUUGAGUGCGAAGGGGUGAGAGAAACAUAGAAAAGCGAGGAGAUUAGGUGUUUUUUUUUUUUUUUAAUUUUACUGAGUGAGAGUACUGAGGCUGAUACGGGUAUGACUAUAUGUCGUUUUUGGUUAUCGUGCAAUUUGUAUUUGUACAUGAGGUUUCUGCAUCGCUUGUGUAUUAUUAUAAUUUAAUUUUGCCAACUAAUUAACUAGCUUGAAGUUUUAUGA